CCGAAACCCUCGCCUCUCGCCUCUCGCCUCUCGCCAAACUCGCGAUACAGUUGGAGAAUGAUGCUGAGGACUGGAGUCAAGCGACUUAUAGGGUUAGGUGUUUUCCGCUCCCCGCCGGCGACGCCUGCGAUAGCGGCGGUGCGGAAUUAUCACGAGAGGGUGGUGGAUCAUUACAACAACCCUAGGAACGUUGGAUCUUUUGACAAGAACGAUCCUACUGUGGGAACGGGGCUGGUCGGGGCCCCGGCGUGCGGCGACGUCAUGAAGCUCCAGAUCAAGGUCGACGAGAACACAGGAAAAAUCGUCGAUGCCUGUUUCAAAACCUUUGGAUGCGGUUCCGCCAUCGCUUCUUCAUCUGUUGCUACUGAAUGGGUGAAGGGGAAGCAAAUGGAAGAAGUUGUCUCCAUCAAGAAUACAGAAAUUGCAAAACAUCUCUCACUACCCCCAGUGAAGCUUCACUGCAGCAUGCUUGCAGAGGAUGCAAUAAAGGCUGCUGUCAAAGAUUAUGAGAAGAAGAAAAGCAAGUUGGGACAGAACAAGGAGUCUGCUUUAGAAGCAGGAGAGGAAACCGCCAAUGCCUAGAACUCUGACCUGUAAAUCCCUUCUCCUUUUUGCACUUUACUCCUGAACAUAAAUAAAUAUUUGCUUUGUUGCACAUGUGGCCAGGAAUUGGCGCAGCUGGAUGAAAAUUAUGACCAUAUGAUCUGGUAGUUAUGUUUUUAUCAGUGUACUGAACGGUAAAUAAUAGGUUUAUGUGACGUUUUUCUGUAAGUUUGCUGAUGAAAUAUUUAUGACAUAGUUAUGUAAGACCUCUUGAA
This is a messenger RNA of Phalaenopsis equestris, 818 nucleotides long. Its product is annotated as iron-sulfur cluster assembly protein 1-like. The transcript has 3 exons. The coding region runs from base 58 to 582 and encodes 174 amino acids. Gene Ontology annotation, molecular function: ferrous iron binding; 2 iron, 2 sulfur cluster binding. The record is from RefSeq and is a predicted model, not a curated record. NCBI's taxonomy places the organism in Eukaryota, Viridiplantae, Streptophyta, Magnoliopsida, Asparagales, Orchidaceae. Gene Ontology annotation, cellular component: mitochondrial matrix; cytoplasm. Gene Ontology annotation, biological process: iron-sulfur cluster assembly; intracellular iron ion homeostasis.